AAGAAUUGAUAUACUAUUAAGAAACCAUUUUCAAAUUUACUACCGGUAAAUAGUUAGGGUACUACUAUAGUUAUUACUACGGUUGUUGAGUCUAAUAGUAAUAGUAAUAUAUAAGGAGAAGAGAAGCGUGUGUGUGACUGCGAAGUUGGUUGGUUAGUAACGUAUCGAAGAAAGAGAAAGAGAAAGAGAAAGAGAGAAUGAGCAGUAACGCAGGGAAGUUGGUGUGUGUGACUGGUGCUUCUGGUUAUAUUGCUUCAUGGAUCGUCCGCUUUCUUCUCCAUCGUGGUUACACUGUUAAAGCCACUGUUCGCGACCCAAAUGAUCCGAAAAAGAUCGAUCACUUGCUUAAACUCGAUGGUGCUAAGGACAGAUUGAAACUGUUUAAAGCAAAUCUACUCGAAGAAGGUUCCUUCGAUUCUGUUGUUGAAGGCUGUCAAGGUGUAUUUCACACUGCAUCUCCCUUCUAUCAUGAUGUCAAAGAUCCACAAGCUGAAUUGAUAGAUCCUGCUCUCAAGGGGACUCUCAAUGUUCUCAAUUCAUGUGCUAAAUCAACAUCUCUCAAACGUGUUGUUUUAACAUCUUCUAUUGCUGCCGUUGCAUACAAUGGAAAGCCUCGAACUCCUGAUGUCCUGGUUGAUGAGACUUGGUUUACUGAUGCUGAUUUCUGUAAGAAAUCAAACCUGUGGUAUGUGGUUUCAAAGACAUUGGCUGAAGAAGCUGCCUGGAAAUUUGUUAAAGAAAACAACAUUGACCUGGUUACUAUUAACCCUGCAAUGGUCAUAGGCCCUCUCCUGCAACCAGUCCUAAACACAAGUGCUGCUGCAAUUCUAAACCUCAUUAAUGGUGCACAAACAUUUCCAAAUGCUAGUUUUGGAUGGGUGAAUGUGAAAGAUGUUGCAAAUGCCCAUAUUCAGGCUUACGAGAAUGCUUCAGCUAGUGGAAGGCAUUGUUUAGUUGACAGAGUAGUGCACUACUCAGAAAUUGUGAAGAUUCUACGUGAACAGUACCCUUCGUUACAACUCCCGGAGAAGUGUGCGGACGAUAAGCCGUAUGUACCUACAUAUCAGGUUUCCAAAGAAAAGGCCGAGAGCUUGGGAAUUGCAUUUACUCCUUUGGAAGUGAGCAUCAAGGAGACUGUGGAAAGCUUGAAAGAAAAAAAGUUUGCCAACCUUUAAUUUGUGGUAUCUUAUGCUUGUGAAGAAACUUCGUAGUAUGUGAAAUAAGGGUCUGGUACCAAGUAUACUGAAAUAAGUUGUUUAUUAAUGUAUGGUUUGGUUUGUACUUGUGAUGGAACAGAGAAUGAGUUAAGGUGAAGUUAGGGUGAACCCACCUUUUAUAUCCAUUAUAUUAGGUAA
This is a messenger RNA of Trifolium pratense (red clover), 1355 nucleotides long. Its product is annotated as phenylacetaldehyde reductase-like. The transcript is spliced from 5 exons. The record is from RefSeq and is a predicted model, not a curated record. Lineage: Eukaryota; Viridiplantae; Streptophyta; Magnoliopsida; Fabales; Fabaceae. Gene Ontology annotation, molecular function: oxidoreductase activity, acting on the CH-OH group of donors, NAD or NADP as acceptor. The coding region runs from base 198 to 1175 and encodes 325 amino acids.